AUGGCUAUCCAGCCCGAGAGUGGCAUAGUGAUUGUAGGCGCGGGGUGCUUUGGUCUCUCCACGGCAUACCACCUCUUGAGGCGAGGAUAUACCAAGAUAACGGUCCUUGACCGCUCGCCAGUGCUCCCGGCACCGGAAGCCGCGAGUACAGACAUCAACAAGAUCGUACGCAGUUGCUACGCAGACAUCUUCUACUCCAAGCUCGCCCGCGAUGCUAUCGCGAAAUGGAAAAAUGCCACCGAGUGGGCAGACUGCUACCGCGAGUCGGGCGUCCUCGUCCUACUCACCGGCGAAGGGUCAUACGGAGACCUCGCUCUUGUGAAUGACCGUGCCCUCGGUGCACGCACUGUCCUACUUCCAGCCGGCUCCACGAAUACUGUGCCGUCGGACCCGUCUUCACCUGCCUUGCCGCCUGUUGUGCAGAAUCUGCUCCAGGACAAGUCGGGAUAUAUCAAUGAAGACAGCGGUUGGGUGCACUCCUCACGCGCGGUGGAGCUGCUCAUCGACAAGGUCAAGAGUCUGGGCGGAAACAUACUUCCGGGAAAGGCGGUAGCGCACCUCAUCAAGGAUCCCCAUGGGAAGACGAACGGCGUUAAGUGCGCGGACGAGAGCGAGUACAAGGCGGACUGUGUGGUCCUAGCGGCUGGAGCGUGGACCGCCUCUGCUUUCCCGGAGUUGGACCUUGAAGAGACAUGCGUGGCUACUGCGCAAGUUGUGGGCAAGAUUCAACUAACGCCAGAAGAGGCACAAGCCUACCGCGCGAACCCGGUCUACCUCGACCUGGACAGCGGGUUCUAUAUGUUCCCACCAAACGACCAAGACGUCGUCAAAUGCGCUGUCCACGCCGCCGGCUUCACCUACCGACCCACAUCCACCUCCGCCUCCACGCCCAUCUUCCUCAAGCCCCCGAACGAGAAGGACACCAGCCACGGACACUUCGAGACCGCCGUCCCCAAAGCAGCUCUGCAAGAGCUGCGGGCAGGCCUGGCAAAUACGUUCCCCGCACUUGCAGACAAGCCGUGGGCAGGGGCGCGGAUGUGCUGGUACACGGACUCUGCGGACGAGGACUGGGUCAUCGGCUUCCAUCCGCGGGACCCAGGUGUCAUGUUGGCCACUGCUGGCAGCGGGCACGCACUCAAGUUUCUUCCUAACAUUGGAAGUCUGGUGGCGGACGCGAUGGAGGGCAAGAUGGACGCGGAGCUAGUGAGAAAGUUCGCCCUGGAUCGCGCCAAGAACGACGUCCCCGUGAGCAGACCAGGCAAGGAACAGAGCGAGCUAGACCUCAGUGAUAUCGUCAGCAGCGAAUGA
This is a messenger RNA of Fomitopsis serialis, 1308 nucleotides long. RefSeq names its product FAD dependent oxidoreductase. Gene Ontology annotation, molecular function: sarcosine oxidase activity; L-pipecolate oxidase activity; flavin adenine dinucleotide binding. Bases 1 to 1308 code for a protein of 435 amino acids. The record is from RefSeq and is a predicted model, not a curated record. The transcript is spliced from 5 exons. Lineage: Eukaryota; Fungi; Basidiomycota; Agaricomycetes; Polyporales; Fomitopsidaceae.